Molecule: messenger RNA, 1468 nt
Organism: Strongylocentrotus purpuratus (purple sea urchin)
Lineage: Eukaryota; Metazoa; Echinodermata; Echinoidea; Camarodonta; Strongylocentrotidae
Product: melatonin receptor type 1C-like
Exons: 2
Coding region: 122-1468 (448 amino acids)
Biological process (GO): G protein-coupled receptor signaling pathway
Cellular component (GO): membrane
Molecular function (GO): G protein-coupled receptor activity
Source: RefSeq, a predicted model, not a curated record
CAUUCUCAGUUUAUCCUGUAAAUUUAGUAGAACCACAGUGAUCGGGAUAUUACGACGCUUAACCUUACUCUUGGAUUAUAUUAAAAAGGAUAUGAACAUUAUUUGAAUUCGUCUAAUUCUGAUGCAGCUUUUGUUUCUAACAGUGGGAUUUGAUUUACCUAACAUGGAAAAUUAUACGGCUCCACCGGCUAGUCUGCUAAGUACAUCGAGCGGGUCAGCGAUGGUUUCCCCGCCCGCCAGUACGGGGGAUUCGGGCGAAUUGUUUCGAUUCACCAACUACACCCAACGGGCCAUCGUGGCGACGAUGUUCAUCAUCGCCUGCGUCCUCGGUACCGCAGGUAACUCGCUGGUCAUUCUCGCCGUCGUAUUCUCGAAAAAACUACGAACGAUCACGAACGUUUUCGUCGUGAAUCUUGCUGUCGCUGAUCUCCUCACCUCGUUAAUUCUACCAUGGAAUGCUGUGGCGUUGCUAAGUAGAGAUGGCUGGCCACUCCAUGAAUGGGUUUGUAGCGCUGCUGCAGGAAUCCUAUUCACCUGUGUUGGAUGUAGCACUUACACUCUAGCAUCAAUCGCCUUGAAUCGUUGUAUCCUCAUCACCAAACGUCUUCAAAGCUACCAAGCCAUCUUCAAGAUCCGUAACCUGGCCAUCUGGAUCUCUCUAACCUGGAUCGUACCCUUCGUUCUCUGCGUCAUCCCUGGGUUCGUCGGCCUGGGCCAACUGGGCUACAACGCGAAAUACAGCACCUGCAGUCAACAGUCCAAACAUGAGUAUUCCAACUACUACGAUAUCCUCCAGGCUCUAGGGAUCUAUCCCAUCCCGCUCGUCAUCAUCGUCGUCUGCUAUAUCAAGAUCUUUCUUCAUGUUCGACAUCAUCUCAGGUCGAUGCUCUCGACGUCGGUGUCAUGCCCGAGUAGUAAUGACAACGAGCUCUCAUCCUCUGUCAAUGAUACAUCAGUCCCCCAUGUUAACAGGUUAGUUACUUUUAUUUGCAGGAUAUUAGUUUACUUUAAUUUGUAUCUUUAUUCUCAGAUUUCUUGCAAGGCCCCUCCCUCGAAGCAGAACGGAACAAGCAACAACAACCCCCAGCGAAUCAGCAACCAUAAUGCUUCCAUCACCUCCUCACAUAGCUCACUCAGAGGACGCCAGCUACGUCGACAGGUUGAAAUCACCAAAAACCUUUUCUAUGUCGUCUGCGCGUUUCUCAUCUGUCUCACUCCGUACAGCGUGUGCCUUCUCUACGACGAUAGCGACCCGUUCGUCCCUUACGCCGCCGCCAUCGUCUUCUGUAACUCGUGCAUAAAUCCCAUCAUCUAUGCCACCAAACAUCCGUAUUUCAAGAAGGUCUUCAGGUGUAUUCUCACAUGCAAAUGCAGUGAUAUCCCUGAAGCAGCUGACGUCAUCAAAAGGGUGUCAAAAAAGACGAAGAAUAAUUGUACGGGAUGCCGCUCUACGACGUAUGAGAUGUGA